AUGUCUCUCGCAACUCUUGAUACAACUCAACACCCCAACCUCCCCGCCUCCUCCGCAACGCUCUUCAGCGCAAAGGCGCAGAAACAGCUCUCCUUCGAACAAAUCGGCCAGCACAUCGGGCGCAACGAAGUCGCCGCCGCCGCGAUUUUCUACGGACAGGCAAAGGCCUCGCCGGAAGAUAUCCAGAAUCUGUCUUCCCUCCUCAGCAUCCCCCAUGAGACCCUGAAGGCCCAGCUUGAGGGCUUCCCUGACCGUGGCCGCUCCGUCGAAAUGCCGCCCAAAGAGCCGCUGAUCUACCGACUCUAUGAGAUCGUGCAGAACUACGGGUAUGCGUAUAAGGCGGUGCUGAAUGAGAAGUUUGGGGAUGGGAUUAUGAGUGCAAUUUCGUUUUCCACCAAGGUUGAGAAGGAGACGGAUGAGCAGGGGAAUAACUGGGCCGUUAUUACGUUGAGGGGGAAGUGGUUGCCGUUCUCGAGGUUUUAG
Aspergillus puulaauensis is the source of this 483-nucleotide messenger RNA. RefSeq names its product putative cyanate hydratase (gene cyn1). The record is from RefSeq and is a predicted model, not a curated record. NCBI's taxonomy places the organism in Eukaryota, Fungi, Ascomycota, Eurotiomycetes, Eurotiales, Aspergillaceae. Gene Ontology annotation, molecular function: DNA binding; cyanate hydratase activity. The transcript is spliced from 2 exons. Bases 1 to 483 code for a protein of 160 amino acids.